CUGCUGAUAGAUAGCGCGCAGUCCGGCGGGGUAGACAAUCUUUGUUAUCCGGUUCUUGUUGCACUAUCCUCCUUCACUAUGCGCUCCAUAAGCAAGCGGACUAGCACCGCCAACGCGGCUGAGGGCACCACCAGAAACUGCCACACUGCGCUCCAGGUACCCGAUUCUUCCAUCUCGCCCUCGAUUAGGACUACAGAAGCAGAAUCAGAAGUAGAAUACAGUGAAUUUCCUUUGGAUGUUGUAGUUGGGGUUUUGUCUCGGCUGCCGGUGAAAGCCCUAUUUCGGUUCAAGUCCGUCUCCACCAAUUGGGACGCCAUGAUUCCGUGCGACCCAUACCUUGUCUCUCUGCACCUCAAAAACUACACCAAUAACCCCGCCACCACGUACUCCCUCCUCUGCAACUACCUUGAACACUCUUUAAAGACUCUGCAUAUCGCCGCCGAUCAAUUUCACUUUCCCCCAAUGAUCAACGACCCAUCAGUUUUGGGCGACUACAGCUUGCUUGAGAGUGGUGGCCUGUUUCUUCUCGCCAACCCAUAUCGCCGCCGUCCCGAUUACAGUUUAUGGAACCCUUCAACUUGAGAAAUUAGACUUCUUCCCGACCCCCCUCCGGCACCUUACAUCCCCGGCUUCCUACCACCAUGCAGUUCAUGGCAUUGCAACGUUGGU
Messenger RNA from Linum trigynum, 669 nucleotides. The record is from the annotation of a GenBank genome assembly. Lineage: Eukaryota; Viridiplantae; Streptophyta; Magnoliopsida; Malpighiales; Linaceae.